This is a messenger RNA of Sphaerodactylus townsendi, 2838 nucleotides long. RefSeq names its product arginase 2 (gene ARG2). Lineage: Eukaryota; Metazoa; Chordata; Lepidosauria; Squamata; Sphaerodactylidae. Gene Ontology annotation, molecular function: arginase activity; manganese ion binding. The record is from RefSeq and is a predicted model, not a curated record. Bases 126 to 1199 code for a protein of 357 amino acids. The transcript is spliced from 8 exons. Gene Ontology annotation, cellular component: cytoplasm; mitochondrion.
AUUGUCCAGGCGGCAGCCGGCCGGCUCGAGGCUUAUAUGAGGGCGACGCAGCGCCGGCUGGAGGCCACCCGAGAGAGGCAGUCCGGCGGCGCACCUGCAGCAGCUCCCACUCAGGCAUCAUCAUCAUGUCUCUUGGCACCAGCGUGGCCCGGCUCCUCGGGAAGCAAACCGGCUCCCCCGUGCAACUCCAGAGGCGAGCGGCGCACUCGGUGGCCCUCAUCGGCGCCCCUUUCUCCAGGGGACAGAAAAGAAACGGAGCAGAUCGCGGUCCCGCCGCUAUCAGGAACGCGGGUCUGGUGGAAAAGCUCUCCGGCUUGGGUUGUCAAGUAUAUGAUUUUGGAGACCUCACUUUUACUCAAGUACACAACGAUGAGGUCUACAACAACAAAGUCAAACACCCACGCUCUGUAGGGUCAGCUAACAGAGUUCUGGCUGACACCGUGCAUGGGGCUGUGACUGCUGGCCAUAGCUGUGUAACUCUUGGAGGUGAUCACAGUUUAGCGCUUGGUUCCAUUAGUGGCCAUGCAAGGCAUUACCCGCAUCUCGGUGUGAUCUGGGUUGAUGCACAUGCUGAUAUUAAUACUCCACUCACAACCAUGUCUGGAAACCUCCAUGGACAACCAGUCUCAUUUCUCUUAAGAGAACUUCAAGAUAAGGUGCCACCACUUCCUGGAUUUUCCUGGCUGAAGCCCUGCCUUUCACGGUCAGACAUUGUCUAUAUUGGCUUAAGAGAUGUGGAUCCCGCUGAACACUAUAUUUUGAAGAACUAUGACAUCCAAUAUUUUUCAAUGCGGGACAUUGAUCGUUUCGGGAUCCAGAAAGUGAUGGAAAGAACAUUUGAGCACCUUUUGGGCAGAGGACAAAGCCCAAUCCAUCUGAGUGUUGAUAUUGAUGCCUUUGACCCAGCAUUGGCUCCAGCAACAGGGACUCCUGUCAAAGGAGGCUUAACAUAUCGUGAAGGCAUGUACAUUUCAGAGGAGGUACAUAAUACCGGCCUGCUUUCUGUUAUGGACAUCGUAGAAGUAAAUCCACUGCUUGGAGCUUCACAGGAGGAAGUGAGCGCAACAGUUAAUCUUGCAGUAGAUGUGAUUGCUACGUGCUUCGGUCAGACACGAGAAGGUGCGCACACAGUUUUUGAAGAGCUCCCAUCACCUGGUUCUCCAGAUGAAUCUGACAGUGAACAGCAAGUACAGAUUUAAGACAUCAACGUUUAAGGCAUAUGUCUCAUAAUGGGCAUUAUAAAGCUCUGCUCAGCUACUCAGAUGGACAGGCCUCCCACUGACUGGACUGCAUGCUGGGUUUGUACAGGGCAGUUAUUUUUUUUUUCACUGCACAACCAAACUGCUGUAUUAAGAGUUAGACAAUCACAUUGUCAGUUUAGAAAUAUAUUUAUUACUGCAAUUAUACAGUCUUACCAACACUUUACUGCGCCCUGUCUUUCUUCCCAGUCAUGCUUCCUUCUGGUAGUAAUGCAUUCUUGUCAGGUGAACAUGUUGCCUAGACUGAUGGCACACCUUUAGGGCCUUUCAUUGCAUCAACUACCGUUUCCAGCCUCUGUCAAGGAGCUGCUACUUGGCAAUGUCUGUAUAUAAUCCGUGAGAUGAUGGGAGUCAUCAAGGCAGAAAGCUGUCUUGAAAGCUCAUCUGAAGAACUUGUAGUAGACGAGGCCCAUCAGGAUGGCGACUUCCAGAAUGAUGAUAAUUGAGAGCAGCAAUUUGUUUGUCAUAAGUCUAAAAGGAAAAACAAAACAUUUAUUUGUAUCUUUAAAAAAUCCACAUGACAUUGACUAGGGUGAACAUAGUCUUACUAAGAUGAGAUGGCAGAAUCAAAUUCCCUAAGCUUUAAGAAAAAGUAUCUAUAUUACAUGUAAUUGAAAAAAAUAGCUAGAGAAUCUGUACAUAGUAAGGGAAAUCCAAUUAAGCUCAGGAAAGUACGUAGAAAGGGAAAGUCAAUUAAACUCAGGAAAGAAACAAAGGGAAGAACUGACACUGAAGUUUAUAGAAAGCUAUGAGUUAGUAAAUGUGAGAAAGUGAUCUGCAAAGGACUCAAAGAAAGUGUAGAAUUUUAAAAAGGCGAAUGGUAAACAUUCAAAAUCUUGUAGUCUGUAGCAAAAAAGUGACAAAAGAAAUGUUUGCUCCAAGAAAAAUAUAAACAGGUGUUGCAUAAAAUCUUGGUUAAUCUAAACUAUGGCUAGAGCGAUUUGGGCCACUAACCAUAGCUAGUUAAAUUAAGGUCUGAAUGAUGGCUUAAAAUUGGCUUACUAACCACAGGUAGCCCUAACACUGACUUUGUAUGUCAUGGCAACAGAGGUUCCAUUUGUUCACCAAUGAUGCCCCCACACUCCUCAAGGUACAGCUAUGCUUGGCGAGAACACCACAAAACCACAAAGAUGCAUGGAUCUCUGGCAACAACUCCAUGCCCGCUCCCAGGAUCCCCAGCCCCCAGGUUGGGAACCAAUGUAUUAGCAGUCUCCCUUACAGAUGCAACAAGCAUGAGUUGAAUGACUGUGAAAUUGGGAUCUGACUUACAAACAAACCAUAGGCAAAAGAAAAAAAGGAUUUUGUUUUUUCUCUACUGGCCAUUUUACUUGUGUGUUUUUGUCCUGCUGCUAUUUUAUUGGCUGCAUCUAUUUUGUGGAUUUUAUGCAGGUUGUUUUGUCUUGCGUUUUUGCUGCUCUUGGAUGGUUGUAUUCUUCUUUAUGCUGUUUUUAGAUUGUUCGUAUGAUUCAGUUCUGUUGAUUGGUUAUUUUUAGUGGUUAAAUCUGCUACACAUUGCCUCGAGCAGCUCUUUGGAGAGACAAUCUAGAAUUAACUUAAAUAAAUAAAUGGUCUCAACUUA